Molecule: messenger RNA, 495 nt
Organism: Staurois parvus
Lineage: Eukaryota; Metazoa; Chordata; Amphibia; Anura; Ranidae
Source: the annotation of a GenBank genome assembly
GGUCCGGCGCCCGCCGCUCCGCCUGAGGGCCGAGACCUGUCCCACUCCAUCUGGGGGUCCGGCGCCCGCCGCUCCGCCUGGGGGCCCGAGACCUUUAGUUCCGCCUGGGGAUCCGGCGCCCGCCGCCGCUCUGCCUGGGGGCCCGAGGCCUGUCGCCCUGCCCCAGGGGGCCCGAGGCCUGUCGCCCCGCCCGGGGCCCGAGGCCUGUCGCCCCGCCCGGGGGCCCGGUGGCCUGUCGCCCCGCCCGGGGGGCCCGGUGCCUGUCGCCCCGCCCCGGGGGCCCGGUGCCUGUCGCCCCGCCCGGGGGCCCGGUGCCCUGCCGCCCCGCCCGGGGGCCCGCUGCCUGCCGCUUCUCCUGGUAGCCCGAUAAUGUGCCUCUGCCCCGGAGUCCAGCCCGAUGUGCCUCUGCCCGGUGUGCCUCUGCCCGGAGUCCAGCCCGGUGUGCCUCUGCCCGGUGUGCCUCUGCCCGGUGUGCCUCUGCCUGGAGUCCAGCCC